CCCGUCCGAAUUGCUACAUUAAAAUUGCAGACGUCAGGUGACUCAAACGUAGUUUAGAAAAACUAGUCCUGUCGAGCUUCAUGAAGCUGUGAUUCGAAUCACUACAAUCCGAUUCGUCCAUCACUACAGAAGCUGAGAAAGAUGUUUGUUUCGUAUGCAGAUGAAAGAGAGAAACGUCGCGCAUAAGGAGGCUUUAACGAAACAGCAAUGACAGAGCACUUAAACCGUCACGGAAUUUGUAGUCAAUUUAAAACAAAAUGAAGAAUGUCUCGAAUUUGCUCUCAUUGCUCGUGUAUUUUCUCGCGUAUGGCGUGUCCGGUGUUGAUACAGAUGAAGAGACAGUGUCUGUGAUGGAGGGAGAUUCGGUCACUUUAAAAUAUCUUAUAAACCAACAAGAAGACAUUAUGUGGUAUUUUAAUAACAUUUCCAUCGCAGAAAUCACUGGAGAUCAGAGUAAGAUCUGUACAGGUAUUCGGUGUGAUAAUCGUGCUGAGAGAUUCAGAGGCAGACUGCGGCUGGAUCAUCAGACUGGAUCUCUGACCAUCACAAACACCAGAGCCACAGACUCUGGACUUUAUAGACUACAGAUCAUCAACAGCAGAAUCAGCAACAUGAAGAGAUUCAGUGUUACUGUCGCUAGUUCAUCUGGUGUUGGUACAGAUGAGGUGUCAGCAUAUGUGAUGGAGGGAGAUUCAAUCAUUCUAAAUACUAAUGUUAAAACAAACCUACAAGAAAGGAUUAAAUGGUUUUUUAAAGACAUCCGCAUAGCUCGAAUCAAUGGAGAUCUCAGUAAGGUCUGUACAGAUGACCAGUGUAAUAAAGGUACUGAGAGAUUCAGAGACCGACUGAAGCUGGACAAUCAGACUGGAUCUCUGACCAUCAUGAACAUCAGCACCACAGACUCUGGACUUUAUGAACUAGAGAUCAUCAGUGACAGAAUCAGCAUCAUGAAGCACUUCAGUGUUGUUGUUCAAGGAGUUUCUGCUGCUGAUCGAGAUAAAAUGAGAAGAAAGUCAGUGAAGGAGGGAGAAUCUGUCACUUUAGAAUUCGGUGAAAUAAAAAAAACGAAUCAUUCGAUGGCGUGGUAUUUUAAUGACACUCUCAUCGCUGAAAUCAGUGAAGAUUCAAGUGAAAUCUGUACAGAUGAUCAGUGUAAAGAGAGAUUCAGAGACAGACUGAAGCUGGAUCAUCAGACUGGAUCUCUGACCGUCACAAACACCAGAACCACAGACUCUGGACUCUAUCAACUACAGAUCAGGAGCAGCAGAUUCAACAUCAUUAGGAGCUUCAAUGUUACUGUGACUGUCACUGCUGUUCUAGCAGGAAUAUAUGCUGCUGUUGCUGUUGCUGUUGUUCUGCUGCUCGUUGUUGCUGCUGCUGCUGUUGUGAUGUACAGGCGCCAUGCUAGAAGGAGAGACCGUGCGGUGCAGGUCAGUGAUCAGAAUCGUGCUGGAAACUUUUCCCCUAAUCAGUUUGAAGCUCUGCUGAUGAGUGAGACGGCCUCUAAUCAGUCUGAGACUCAUGCUGCCAAUGAGACGUCACAGUAACAUUAUUAUUUUGAUUGUUUCAUUGAAAGAGAACAUGAAGAGAAGAUUGGAAAUGAGAGAAGAGCAUCAGCUGAAACUCACAACACUCAGAAACACAAUACCAUGAUUUCAGU
This is a messenger RNA of Sinocyclocheilus anshuiensis, 1660 nucleotides long. RefSeq lists its product as uncharacterized. The record is from RefSeq and is a predicted model, not a curated record. Lineage: Eukaryota; Metazoa; Chordata; Actinopteri; Cypriniformes; Cyprinidae. The coding region runs from base 258 to 1547 and encodes 429 amino acids. The transcript has 8 exons.